AUGUGUUCGUCUUUGUCUGGUCUUCCAGGGAGCAACCUGGUGUGCACGGCGCUGUGGUUGGCCCUCAAACGACUGUCUGCAAUGUGGACCAAGCCUGGCCAGAGGUUCUACAUCAAGCGUCUCCACCUUCAGCUCGAUAACUGCGUCGGCGAAAACAAGAACAACAUCGUCCUGGCCUUCAUUGGCGGAUUGGUCGCCGCCGGGGUGAUCGGUUCUGCAGAGGUCUGCUUCCUGAUCGUUGGACACACGCACAUCAAAAUCGACCAAGUGUUUUCUCGGUUCUCCGUGGGUACCCUCGGUCGAAGCAUCUUCACGAGGAGUCAACUUGGUGAGCUAUUCCGGGAGUCGUACAAGGAACUUCCGGUACACGUAGGGACUCUGACCAACCUCGGCAACUUCAAGGGGCUCUACCUCGACGACAACAAGCUCAACCUUCGGAAGAUCCGGAACAUCACCACGUUUCGGGCCUUCCGAGUGGGGAAGGUAGCAGGGGAGGUUUCCGUGUGGGCCAAGCGCUUCAUGCACAGCGAUGCCUGGCUUGAUCUGACAGCGACCGGCGGGGCCCAGGUCGCCGCCAACCCACACCGGCUCUUCCGGUUCGCUGCGCCGACUUUCGACAACGUGCCUCCUUUUGAGCUCAAGACGGUCGACCCCACCGUGAUCGCCCUCAUCGAGAAGCGCUACAUCGCGACGCGGCCCCGCCUAGAGGCUGCUUACGCACUAGGUAAGGGGCGUGCACAUGUGUAG
Messenger RNA from Ectocarpus sp. CCAP 1310/34, 747 nucleotides. The record is from the annotation of a GenBank genome assembly. NCBI's taxonomy places the organism in Eukaryota, Phaeophyceae, Ectocarpales, Ectocarpaceae.